CUCAGACGUCAUAGAUAUUAACUCACUGUGCAUAAUUUUCCACUCGGCAUUCCCCUGGCUGAAAGUGCAGUACAUUUUCGUGUACAAAUUUCAGCGGAUGAGUGCCGAGUGACUACAAACCAGGAAGUGAUUUUCUGCUUGCAAUUUUCCGUCUAAAAACCUUUAUAAAUGUGUUAUUAUGGCCGAAUUCAAUUGAAUUAUAUCAGAGUCGUAUUUCCUCCCUUCCAUUUUUAAACCCUCCACACUGCCAGAAAAGAUGAAUUCUCAAAAAGAUUUUGAUGUGAAGUACAAGGUGCUGCUGAUUGGAGAAUCAAAAGUCGGGAAAACGUCCCUCAUUCGCUGUCUCAUGGGCGAUAAUUUCAACAGCAGCUUGAUGUCAACUUAUGGCAUAGACUUCGUGAAAAAGAUCUUUGAAAUCGAUGGUGCGCGAGUGAUGCUGGAAAUAUGGGACACUGCCGGACAGGAACGAUUCCGCACAAUCACCAAGUUCCAUUUCCGCGGAACGCGAGGUUUACUCAUCGUGUACGAUAUCACGCAGAAGUCGUCGUUUGACAAGUUGACGUAUUGGAUGCAGAGUAUUGAUAAGGAAAUCGACGCAGACGAACCGCCGCCGAAACUCAUCAUCGGCAACAAGUCGGACCUGGAAGAGAUGCGACAGGUACCGUACGUAUCAGGCGAGCAGAUCGCGCGGGAGAAUUUCGAGCGUGGCUUCGAGGAGACGAGUGCCAAGGAAAAUAAGAACGUGCAUCAAGUGUUUGAGCGACUGGCGGAGAUUCUCGUUGACACGUAUAACCCGUCUUUGAUGAACAUGUAUAAGAAGAACCCAGACGGCCCUCAGAGACAGGACAAGGCGUUCGAGAGGAAGCAGAGUAUUAAACUGGACCCAAACAGUAUCAAACAAGUGAAACAGAAGGAGAAGUCAUGCUGCAGUUAACACUGAUAUUUGUGAUCUCAACUCUUACCACACCUGUACUCUAGCUAGUAUCACUGGCCAACACCUGGUAUACAUGCUUCCCGAAAUUGGUGGCUUGCAUAGGAACUAACUUUUUCCCCCUUGUCCGUCAUUGAAGGCAUUCAAAUGUGUUGGUCAACCAUGACUAUCUCCUUUGUCCCUCCACCAUAAGGCCUAGUUUCCCCUUAUGACAUCACUAUUUCGGACACUCGGCGCCCCAUUUCUGGAAAGGUGUAUAGACCUGGUGGCUGGAUUCCCUCAGUUUUGCAGGCACCUGGGGGCCCUGCACACUGGAGAUAUUCAUCACGUGCGGUGAUCACCAGGUCCCUGCAACAAUCUCAGUGCAGCACUCCAGUCAUUUGUGAUUUACCAGUAUUGAAUUGAUAACGAUUUCUUAAUAAUUGUAACCCAGGGUUUUCGUAGAACUAUAUAUUUUUGUAUAUUUUACUUAUAUAUCAGGAAACUGCUAAUCUUGCCUGUCAUCAAAGGUCGUCUUGUUUUGACUGCUUUGAAUCAGAGAGUGAUCAUAAGGUGCUAAUUUCUCUUACUUAAUUUGUUAAGAUUGGUCUCAGCUGUUGAUGUGAUAAUCAGACUUAAUAAAUUUACAUUCCAUAUUUACAUAAACAGGUAUUGUUGUUUUGAUAUUCCAUUGAAGUCCAU
This is a messenger RNA of Lineus longissimus, 1612 nucleotides long. RefSeq names its product ras-related protein Rab-13-like. Lineage: Eukaryota; Metazoa; Nemertea; Pilidiophora; Heteronemertea; Lineidae. The coding region runs from base 257 to 934 and encodes 225 amino acids. The record is from RefSeq and is a predicted model, not a curated record. The transcript is spliced from 5 exons. Gene Ontology annotation, cellular component: endosome; synaptic vesicle; plasma membrane. Gene Ontology annotation, biological process: protein secretion; protein localization to plasma membrane; regulation of exocytosis. Gene Ontology annotation, molecular function: GTPase activity; GTP binding.